AUGGUUAUUCGAGAGUCGGAGGAGCAGGGGUCUCUGGAUAAUGGUUUGGAGGAUCAGGCUGGCACCGAUCCAAACAACGUUUACAAAGGCUUCUUAAAUAGCUCGAACUGUGAUGUUGCUGUUAAGAAGAUAUUGAAGAAUUCUGAGCAAGGGCCAAGGGAGUAUGGAGCAGAAAUAAGAAUCCUCAGUUCGCUUAGGCAUCGGAAUCUUGUCCAACUCCUUGGUUGGUGCCACGAAAAAGAAAUGCUUCUUGUUUACGAGUUCAUGCGCAAGGGCAGUUUAGAUUCUCAUCUGUUCAAAGGAGGAAGCUUGUUAAGUUGGGAGAUCAGAUACAGAAUUGCUCAAGGCUUGGCAUCUGUGUUGAUGUAUAUACAACACGAAUGGGACCAAUAUGUGGUGCACAGGGAUAUCAAAUCUAGUAACAUUAUGUUGGAUUCAAAGUUCAGUCCAAAACUUGGAGAUUUUGGGUUAACUCGAUUUGUUGACCACGACAAAUCCUCGAAAACAACAAUUAUUGUUGGAACUAGAGGGUAUAUGGCUCCAGAAUAUAUUACUGAAAACAAGGCGAGUAAGCAUACGGAUAUCUUCAGCUUCGGAGUUGUUGCCUUGGAAAUAGCAUGUGGGAGAAAACCCUUUGAUCACAGGUUGGGACGUGAUAAAUUCAAUAUGGUGGAGUGGGUUUGGGAACUUUACAAAGGAGGGAACGUCAUUGAAGCAGCUGAUCCGAAACUGGGUGUGACUUAUGAUAGGAGGUAGAUGGAGCGUUUGUUGAUUGUUGGGUUGUGGUGUUCUCAUCCAGAUAAAAGUACACGGCCUGGAAUAGAACAAGUGAUUGAUGUGCUUAACUUAAAAGACGUACACCCAUUUCCUAAUAUUCCAGCACCUGCAGAGAGUUCUAUUUAUCUUACUAGUUCUGAUGAAUACCAGAUCGAGUCUUGAUAUCGAUAUAGCAAUGAUUCAUCAUAAUUGGCUCAUCCUUCCAAUAGUUUGUGGAUCAUCAGUACAGUUCAAUAGGAAAUAUGUGUGAUUUAUUGGUUUUGAUAGAUUGCUUGGAUUUGAAGUUUUUUGUAAUUUGGUUUAUUUUGUAUUGAAUUUUUGGGCUUUUAUUUUC
This is a messenger RNA of Rosa rugosa (rugosa rose), 1111 nucleotides long. RefSeq names its product L-type lectin-domain containing receptor kinase IX.1-like. Gene Ontology annotation, molecular function: protein kinase activity; ATP binding. The transcript has 2 exons. Gene Ontology annotation, biological process: protein phosphorylation. The record is from RefSeq and is a predicted model, not a curated record. NCBI's taxonomy places the organism in Eukaryota, Viridiplantae, Streptophyta, Magnoliopsida, Rosales, Rosaceae. Bases 1 to 756 code for a protein of 251 amino acids. Gene Ontology annotation, cellular component: plasma membrane.